Gamsiella multidivaricata is the source of this 1678-nucleotide messenger RNA. RefSeq lists its product as uncharacterized. Bases 104 to 1618 code for a protein of 504 amino acids. NCBI's taxonomy places the organism in Eukaryota, Fungi, Mortierellomycota, Mortierellomycetes, Mortierellales, Mortierellaceae. The transcript has 3 exons. The record is from RefSeq and is a predicted model, not a curated record.
UGAUAGAUUUGUUCGCUCCAAAGGUCCAAGUGUUUUUCGGGCCUGGAUUGCAGACGCUAGGAAAGACAUUACAAAUCAGGACAAUGAAGACCUUUUGCUCAAAAUGAUCAGAAUCCUCAAGGCAUUACCAUUUGACGUAGAACGUCUGACGGCUUCAAAUCUUGGACGGGCAAUUAAGUUGCUCGCUAGCGAUAAGGAAGCCAGUUCACGUAUCACCUCGACAGCGACAGAGCUCAAGGAGCAGUGGCAUAAGCUGAUCGAUGAGGCCAACAUUGGAUCAUCACCAUCGAGAUCUGAGGAUCAAUCAGAGAAUGCCAGAAAGAAGGCUAGACAGGACAGCCAUCCGCUUUCCUCUGGGUUUGGACAGGAUAUAUCACAACUUCCCAAAUUCAACAAGGCCAAAUCUGCUUCUCUUCCUUCGCCCAAGAGCAGUGCAGCAAAGCCCAUGCCGCGUAGUAACCCCGACUUUUUCAAAGAGAUUGCAGCAAGUCGUCCUGCGUCCAAACCCGUGAAGACGACAGCCCGUAGGGCUCGUAUUAGCAUGGAAGACAGUCAGCCUGAUAAUAGUGCCUCUUUCACCUCUACUGCACCUCAAAACAAUAACAAUGCGGGAUCCGCCUCGCUUCCAUCCACGUCAGCACCACAACCACCGCCUGCACCUUUCAUCGGGAUUGCGAAUAGCUCAGCUAAGACACCUCCUCUGUCCACUCGACCUGCCCCAGAUCCCGUUUCUUCAGCCAAGACAACCGACUUUGACCCACAGUCUGCUCAGCAUGAGAAGGCAUGGGAGGCGGCCCGAAAUUUGAAGAAGAAAAAGACAGUUCGAUUCAAUGAUAACGAACUUGAGCAGGUCAGGAUUUUUUAUCCGCCCGAGGCCAUGUCUGAUGAGGAUGACUAUAGGGACAUGGAUCAUCCAAUGGACGAGGAGGAUGAGUCGACGCACUAUUCCCGGUAUGCCUCGUCGCCCCCGCCACCAUCUCCUACACUGCCUUCGCCAACUAGGGAACAUGGAUCCGGUUACUUUCCGAUGCCAUUUUCAUCGCCGACAGCAUCUUAUGGCCUACCGCGUCCGGUAUUCCUGAUCCCAGAGUCAGAACAACCUGAUUUUGUGAGGGGCGUUUACUUUACCCCUCCGCGACCUUUGAUCCUCAAGGCAGAGGCAAAGGGCGAAGAUAGCGAGGAAAAGAUUGUGCAAGAGAGACGCGAGAGCCAGAUUCCUGCUGUGAGGUACGAGACACUGGCCGAGAUCCCGUCCUCGCCUGCAGAGCCUGACGAAGACCCUGCCAGGGAGCACGAAUCGCCAAGACGCAUAAGUCUUUUUGAGGCAAGUGAAUACUUUAGCGAUCAAAGUCGAUUCCUGGAGUUCAAAAUGAUUUACAUCCCCCAAUGGAUUGCUAAGUGGUCUAUUUCUUUGCGUCGCCUUCAUCUAGGGAGGCGUCGAUCGUGGCAAGGCAUUGAUAGACACAUUGACAAUGGUGUAUCAAUCGCUCGUCAGCCGGAGCGCAGGACUGUAGACGGCUCUUGGGUUCUUUGUCGAGAGCGAUAUGCUCCUUGUACUUCUCUCGCUUCUUUACUUUUAUCACCAAUCAUUUUCUUCUUAUCUGCUUCUGUACCAUAACUGUAAAUUAGUUGCUGUUUGCUUCCCACUUCACGUGUAAUAAUAACAAGAACGAGAGCA